AUGGAUAAAAUGUACAUGAAAACAGUUUUUUCUAUUUUAGCCUUGUUCACAUAUAUGAGCAAUAAGGCUCUUGGAAGCGAGCCUAUUCCAAAUGAAUUUAUUUUAGCUAAUGAUAUUACUUAUCCUGUUGUAUAUGAUUCGAAUGAAAUAUAUGAACAAAAUAAGCAUCUUUUAUGUACAAAUGCUGAAGAAAUUUAUCAUGCGGCAGAAAUUAUGGAUGACGCUCUAGAAAAAUUAUAUUAUUAUGCUGAAAAUGAAUACGUUUACAAUUUAUAUAAAGAAUACAAUAGAGAUGCACAUUUACAUUUUAAUAAUUAUAUAGCUCAUGAAGGGAUUGGAAAAUUUGAUAUUAGAAUCAGACAUCCUGAUGCGUAUGAUGAGAUAGUAAAUAUUUUAUGGGACCCCAAUGGUGCAAAAAAAUACAAUCCUGACUUUGUUAGCGGAAAAGUUAUCCAUGCAUACAAUCCAAAUUUAUUAAUGAUACAACAACGUUACAAAAACGGUUUUAUGAACCCUCAUAAAUAUCUUUAUGCUUUAUCCGCAAAAUAUAAACUAUCCGAAACUAGAACUAUAAUUGUCAUGUCUACAGUAAAUGUAAAUGAUCGUAAUAGAAAAGAUGAAAAAAUAUAUGUAAACUCUAUCGUAAAAAGUGCGGAUUUGUUCAAAGCUAACGUUGAUUCUGAAGAGGAUAUUAGAAAUGGAGAAUUAAAAAAAUUGUUUGUUCAAUUAUCCGGAUAUCUCAUUACAAAAAAAAAAGACUACGUUGAAAUUAAUAAUGUUGACUCUAUGAAUGAUAAUGAUUCCGAUAACGCCCCCGAAUCGCAUAAAUUAUCAAAUAAAUUAAAAAGAAUGGAAAGCCUUCUGGAAUUAAACGAUUACAUUAGUAAUAAAUAUACAUAG
Plasmodium vinckei vinckei is the source of this 900-nucleotide messenger RNA. Its product is annotated as fam-a protein. Bases 1 to 900 code for a protein of 299 amino acids. Lineage: Eukaryota; Apicomplexa; Aconoidasida; Haemosporida; Plasmodiidae. The record is from RefSeq and is a predicted model, not a curated record. The transcript is spliced from 6 exons.